AUGUCUUUGAAUCCAGCUUACGAGGCUAUUGGAAAGGGGUUCGUACAACAAUAUUACGUGCUAUUUGACGACCCGUCCCAGAGGCCUUCGCUAGCCGCCAUGUAUAACCCAGAAACGUCUUUUAUGACUUUUGAAGGUGUUCAACUACAGGGUACAGUUAAAAUAAUGGAAAAAUUAAAUAGUUUAACUUUCCAAAAAAUCAAUAGAGUUGUAACAUCUGUGGACUCACAGCCAAUGUUUGAUGGUGGUAUAUUAAUCAAUGUCUUAGGUCGUUUACAGUGUGAUGAAGAUCCACCUCAUCCAUUUAAUCAAGUGUUUGUAUUAAAAUCAGUAGGUAGUACUUUCUAUUGUGCCCAUGACAUCUUUCGUUUAGGAAUUCAUGAUACUAUGUAA
Messenger RNA from Macrosiphum euphorbiae (potato aphid), 393 nucleotides. Lineage: Eukaryota; Metazoa; Arthropoda; Insecta; Hemiptera; Aphididae. The record is from the annotation of a GenBank genome assembly.